Ylistrum balloti is the source of this 1481-nucleotide messenger RNA. Its product is annotated as glucose-6-phosphatase 2-like. NCBI's taxonomy places the organism in Eukaryota, Metazoa, Mollusca, Bivalvia, Pectinida, Pectinidae. The transcript has 7 exons. The record is from RefSeq and is a predicted model, not a curated record. Gene Ontology annotation, biological process: gluconeogenesis; glucose 6-phosphate metabolic process. Gene Ontology annotation, molecular function: glucose-6-phosphatase activity. Bases 12 to 1082 code for a protein of 356 amino acids. Gene Ontology annotation, cellular component: membrane.
UGAUAACUAACAUGUGUAUUCUAGAUCUUGUCACUGAGAUACACUUCUAUGGCUGGUGGGCCAUAACUGUUAUUCAGAAACAAUUCAAUAAAUACUCGGAAUGGAUGCUGUUUCUGAAUAAACUUGGAGACCCUCGCUAUGCAUUCCUUAUCUACUUUCCUGUUACCUUCUGUCUCAGCAAAACAAGAGGAACACAGGUGUUGUGGGUUGCCUGUGUUGCGGAGUGGCUGAAUGCAUUUUUAAAGCUUAUCCUCCAUGGUGAUCGACCUUACUGGUGGGCUGGAGAGAAAUUCAACAACCUUGAAAAGGAAAACUUGGAUGCCAUGCUUCCUACACAAUAUCACCUCACCUGUGAAACAGGACCAGGAAGCCCCUCUGGACAUGCCAUGGUGACAUCGGCUGUAUUUUAUGUCCUUGUAAAGGCAAUAUUGGAUUCCAGAUUGAAACUACAAAGAAUAUUGCGGGUGGCAGUAUGGUCGAGUUUUGCUGUAGUUAUCUUUGCAGUGAACAUUUCUCGUGUUUUCAUAGCAACUCAUUUCCCUCAUCAAGUUAUUAUCGGCACUUUGAUAGGAAUGGGAAUAGGGAAUAUGAUUAAAGUGGAUGUUGUUUCAAGGUUCCAUAGCAAACAUUACCUAUUGGGAACAGUGGUAGCUAUGGGAGUAUGUAUGUUGACAUACAGUGCCCUGUUGUUGCUAGGAUAUGACCCACUGUGGUCUAUUCCAAUGGCCUACAAAUGGUGUGCUUCAUCCACAUGGGUCCAUCCCGACACCACACUGUUCUUUGCUGUCGUCAGGGACAUCUCUUGUUUGGCAGGAUUUGGAUUCAAUGUCAAAGUCCUUGGGAAAAUAUCACUGGAAGAGAAGCCAAGGGCAUUUUACAGCUUAUCUAAAGUAUUACAGAUCAUUUUAAGUUUGUGUGUGACUUUGAUGAUGGAAACUAUCAAGCUUUCAAGGGACACCGAUGCAAUAUUUUAUGGAGGAGCUUUCAUCAAAUUUUUCUGCAUGAUGUCAAUCCUGGUGAUCUUAAUACCUGUAAUCUUUGACAAAUGCUUUACGGUAUCUGUUGAGGAAAAAAAAGACUAAUACUUGUGAAUAACUGUUAUACUUCCUUUUAUUACCAUGGUAACUAUCUGCACAAAACUGAUUCAGUUAAUUGCGGUUGUUGACAUGGAGUUGGAGGUACUUUUUUCAAAUAUUUAUUUUUACAUUUGUUUUCCUCAUCAUUGUGAGUUUACACAGCAUCUAGUUUCUUUGUAUAAAAUGUAUGUCAUUGAUAUGACCAUUCUUGGAGGACCAAUAAAUUAAAGACAAAAGGCAAGGAGUGAGUGAGAGUUUAUGAAAAAAAGUGAACAAGUAAGAAGUCCUUAGUCUUGUCUCUAUCGUGCAGUCUCAGGACAAAAUAUUCUAAUUAACGAACUUUGAAUCAAAUUUUCUUGUUCCUAUCUUGCACUUUCAUAUUGACAUUUACAUGUUAAUAUUAAA